CAAGAUGGCGGCGCGGUCGAGUCGCUAAGAGGAGCGGCAGGUGGAAGAGGGUUAGAAGGCGGCUCGGCUGGGCUUCGAGCCCCGGGCCCUGCAGAACGUCCCCGGAUGAGGGGAAUGCAGACGGGACGGGACUCGCCGCCGCGCCUCUGAGCGCCUCGAGCCCCCCGCAGCGACUGCGGCUCCCUGGCUCCCCGUCGGGGCCCCCUCGCGCUCGGGGCCGCCGCUGGCGAUGACCGGAGAGAAGCUGCGCUCGCUGCGCAGGGACCACAAGCCCAGCAAGGAGGACGGGGACCUGCUGGCGCCCGGCGAGGAGGAGGCUGCGGCCGCGCCCGGCGGGGGAGGCGCCUUCACUGGGGGCCGAGCGGGAAGCGGCAAGGGCGGCCGCGCCGGGAGCCACCGCAUCUUCACCAACCACCAUCACCACCGGCUGCCGCUCAAGGGAGGAUCCGGGGGGGCGGCCGUCGCCGCCGGCCCCGAGUCCGACAAGUGUUCCGCGGCGCAGUUUCCUGUCCACGAGUCUGUCUUCAAGGGGGACGUGAGGCGGCUGUCAGCGCUGAUCCGCACGCAGGGCAUCGGCCAGAAGGACAGUCACGGAAACAGUCCUUUACACCUUGCUGUGAUGUUGGGACAUAAAGAAUGUGCCCACUUGCUUCUGGCUCACAAUGCUCCUGUGAAAGUGAAAAAUGCUCAGGGAUGGAGUCCUCUUGCAGAAGCCAUCAGUUAUGGAGAUAGACAAAUGCUUACAGCACUUCUAAGGAAACUGAAACAACAGUCUAGGGAAAGCGUUGAAGAAAAGCGACCUCGAUUAUUAAAAGCCCUGAAAGAGCUAGGUGACUUCUAUCUUGAACUUCACUGGGAUUUUCAAAGUUGGGUGCCUUUACUUUCCCGAAUUCUGCCUUCUGAUGCAUGCAAAAUAUACAAACAAGGUAUAAAUAUCAGGCUCGACACAACACUCAUAGACUUUACUGACAUGAAGUGCCAACGAGGGGAUUUAAGCUUCAUUUUCAAUGGUGAUGCUGCACCCUCUGAAUCCUUUGUAGUUUUAGACAAUGAACAAAAAGUUUACCAACGAAUACAUCAUGAGGAAUCUGAGAUGGAAACAGAGGAAGAAGUUGACAUUUUGAUGAGCAGUGAUAUUUAUUCUGCAACAUUAUCAACCAAAUCAAUUACUUUCACACGUGCCCAAACAGGAUGGCUCUUCCGAUUCAGAGAAGACAAAACAGAAAGGGUAGGAAACUUCUUGGCAGACUUCUACCUGGUUAAUGGGCUUGUAUUGGAAUCAAGGAAAAGGCGAGAGCAUCUCAGUGAGGAAGAUAUUCUUCGAAAUAAGGCUAUCAUGGAAAGCUUGAGUAAAGGUGGAAACUUAAUGGAACAAAAUUUUGAGCCUGUCAGAAGGCAAUCCCUCACGCCGCCGCCACCCAACACAAUUACAUGGGAGGAAUACAUAUCUGCUGAAAAUGGAAAAGCACCUCAUUUGGGUCGGGAACUGGUUUGCAAAGAAAGCAAGAAAACAUUUAAAGCUACAAUAGCCAUGAGUCAAGAAUUUCCUCUAGGAAUUGAAUCGUUAUUGAAUGUUUUAGAGGUAAUUGCACCUUUUAAGCACUUUAACAAACUGCGGGAGUUUGUGCAGAUGAAGCUUCCACCAGGCUUUCCUGUAAAGUUAGACAUACCUGUGUUUCCUACCAUCACAGCCACUGUGACUUUUCAGGAAUUUCGUUAUGAUGAGUUUGAUGAAUCAAUCUUCACAGUUCCCGAUGACUACAAGGAGGACCCUAGCCGUUUUCCUGAUCUUUAACUUAACUGGAAAGUUAACAGUGAAUAAAGAAUACCAGCAUGCCACAGUGAAAGAGCGGAUGCAAAUAGCCCACAGAUGUAUGUCUGGAAGUGGGUGAAAUUGGAAGGGAUAAACUUGCUUAAGUGAAUUCAGAAAGGGAACACACAGUGAAUCUCAGUAGGUUGUACUAUAUAGCAAGCAUCCAUGUAGUGUCUAAAUGGCAGCAGAUAUCCUGAUGUGUCACUUGCAUUUUUAUAAAUCCUGCAAGCAUGGUAGCCUGGCACCUCAGUGAUCCCCCAUGGAUACUUACAUAACAGCUAUAAGGACUGUAACUAUUUUUAAAAUUUUUACGUUUCUUCUUGGUAAUAAAAAGCACUCUUGGACCAUUAGCAUAAACUGAAAUGUCUUAUCUGGAUAGUAAACCCUUUAAAACAUCCAUCUUACUCAAGAUGUCCUUAAUCUUCCUUCAUGCUUUUUUAACAUAAAGUAUGUAAUAGUUCAGUAAAUUAAAUGUUGGUUGAGCAAGUAGUAAAAGAAAUUAAUUUUAUGUAGAUGAAUGAACCAAAUGGUAACCACUUUAAACAGUUGCAUUUACAUACUGCAAUACAUUUCCAAACUAGAGCAUUCACUCUGCAGGGAAUAAGGUACCUCCUUUAGCACCUUUAGUGCAAUUCAUUGUGGUGCUACCCAUAUUUUUACCCGAACUGCUAAUUUCUCCACUGAAAAUUGUUUACUAAUAGUCUCAUGAAAUCUGCAGAUGUUAUUUUUUUUCAAGGUUGUUGGAAAUGUCCUUGCUGUGUUUGAUGUUGGAGAGCAUGCAUGGGAGAAUUCUUCAUUUGCCCUGAAGGCUGAAUUGCUGGCAUUCUUUUGGGUAUAUCCGAUUUGUUGAAGCUGCCCAUCAGGCAAACAAACUAGUAUUGAUGUCCAGCAGUAUAUGGGAAUAGGCUAAAUAUUCUUGGAAAUUAUCCCCCC
Messenger RNA from Gekko japonicus, 2746 nucleotides. RefSeq names its product ankyrin repeat domain 13C (gene ANKRD13C). Lineage: Eukaryota; Metazoa; Chordata; Lepidosauria; Squamata; Gekkonidae. Gene Ontology annotation, cellular component: cytoplasm. Bases 230 to 1795 code for a protein of 521 amino acids. The record is from RefSeq and is a predicted model, not a curated record. Gene Ontology annotation, molecular function: protein binding. The transcript is spliced from 10 exons.